Messenger RNA from Pteropus alecto (black flying fox), 1949 nucleotides. It is a transcript of the gene HAPLN1, whose product is annotated as hyaluronan and proteoglycan link protein 1. Gene Ontology annotation, molecular function: hyaluronic acid binding. Lineage: Eukaryota; Metazoa; Chordata; Mammalia; Chiroptera; Pteropodidae. The record is from RefSeq and is a predicted model, not a curated record. Gene Ontology annotation, biological process: cell adhesion. The transcript is spliced from 5 exons. The coding region runs from base 307 to 1371 and encodes 354 amino acids.
UUAGGCUGUAAUUAGGGGAUCUGGGAGGAGAACUUUCCUGGUGACGCUUUGCUUUUCUUCUGCUCAUGGUGAGAAAGUGCCUCCUUCUUCCCAAGACCAGGACCUCUGCCAUCCAGUGCCACAAAGAGACAUUCUGCGCGCACACACACUUACACCCGCGCACACACACUUGCCCAGAGACAAACUUAAGGUGAGGGCAAAGAGCUCUAGCUUCACUUGAUCUCCAGCUCCAACUUCAGCAAGACUUGAGAGCAUCUGAACUUCUGGAUUUCGGGACAAGUGAAGAAGAUUCUUUGGGCUAUAAAGAUGAAGAGUCUACUUCUUCUGGUGCUGAUUUCAGUCUGCUGGGCUGAUCAACCUUCAGACAACUAUACUCUAGAUCAUGGCAGAGUUGUUCACAUCCAAGAAGAAAAUGGCCCCCAUCUACUCGUGGAAGCAGAACAAGACAAGGUGUUCUCACAUAGAGGUGGCAAUGUUACACUGCCAUGUAAAUUUUAUCGAGACCCUACAGCAUUUGGCUCAGGAACCCACAAAAUCCGAAUUAAGUGGACCAAGCUAACUUCAGAUUACCUCAAAGAAGUGGACGUUUUUGUUUCUAUGGGAUAUCAAAAGAAAAGCUAUGGAAGCUACCAAGGUAGAGUGUUUCUGAACGGAGAAAGUGAAAACGAUGCUUCUUUGGUGAUCACAGACCUCACCCUGGAGGAUUAUGGAAGAUAUAAGUGUGAGGUGAUUGAAGGAUUAGAAGAUGAUACUACUGUGGUAGCAUUAGAUUUACAAGGUGUGGUAUUCCCUUACUUUCCACGACUGGGGCGCUACAAUCUCAACUUUCACGAGGCACAGCAGGCUUGUCUGGAACAAGAUGCUGUGGUUGCCUCCUUUGACCAGCUGUAUGAUGCCUGGCGAGGUGGAUUGGACUGGUGCAACGCUGGCUGGCUCAGCGAUGGCUCUGUGCAAUACCCCAUCACCAAGCCGAGAGAGCCCUGCGGAGGCCAGAACACAGUGCCCGGUGUCAGGAACUACGGGUUUUGGGAUAAAGCUAAAAGCAGAUAUGAUGUGUUCUGUUUUACAUCCAACUUCAAUGGCCGUUUUUACUACCUGAUCCACCAUACCAAGCUGACUUAUGAUGAAGCGGUGCAAGCUUGUCUCGAUGAUGGUGCUCAGAUUGCGAAAGUGGGCCAGAUAUUUGCUGCCUGGAAACUUCUGGGAUAUGACCGCUGCGAUGCGGGCUGGUUGGCGGAUGGCAGUGUCCGCUACCCUAUUUCUAGGCCAAGAAAGCGCUGCAGUCCUACUGAGGCUGCGGUGCGCUUCGUGGGUUUCCCAGAUAAAAAAUAUAAGCUGUAUGGUGUCUACUGCUUCAGAGCAUACAACUGAGCGUGCCCCUUAGAGCACGUCAGUUUUAAAGUCGUUAAGAACAUGUGAAAGGUUUUUUUUCAAUAUGAACUCAUGCAAGUUACCAAAACUGUGAUAACCCUUUUUUACUUACUGUAAAGAAUCCUUUUCAUAAAGAUCAAUUCAUUAAUUUGUUUUUGUAAAGCUAUCAUUCAAUAUAUAUUAUAAAUUAAUAUAAUUUUAAGGGAAGUGAUACAUAAGGAGGCUUUAGAGCCAAACUGUUUAUGCUACAUCAUCCCAACGAAGUAUCCUUUCAUGAACGGGGCAUGCAAUAGCUUGAGGAUUGCUAGGAUUAAAUUAAGGGACAUAAAGCUACUCAGAGCGGCAGCUUCCACAAGCACAAAUUUUUCACAUUUGUACAAUUUUGAAAUGUACUACAAUAAACAAAUUAGAGCAACAGAUUUGAAAUACAGGCUUCUUUACAUAAACUGAGAUUCUGAGGUAUUAAACAGAACUCAGUUUCACAAGAGAAUAAUCUACACUUUUCUAAAAGUUAAUAUUUCAAGUCUCCAAUACAAUAUUUUACUCUUUAAAGUCCUGCCUUUUUGACCAAAAAAAAA